Molecule: messenger RNA, 1038 nt
Organism: Colletotrichum godetiae
Lineage: Eukaryota; Fungi; Ascomycota; Sordariomycetes; Glomerellales; Glomerellaceae
Exons: 1
Coding region: 216-860 (214 amino acids)
Source: RefSeq, a predicted model, not a curated record
AGCUACCCAAGUAGAGGUGGCUGUUGUUCAUCGACUGACGCAUGCCACUCCUUCGCAUCGGGGAUUCAGGCAAGAGAUUAGCCUGUCAGAGAUGAUGCACGUCAGAGGGGAGCAUUCGACCCAUCUCUCUAUAGGUUGCUCCUGUGUGUAAUAAUCCUUCCCAGCCACUCAACUUGGACGAGUCUGAUGAGGACAAGCAAGAGUCUGGAGAGGAAAUGGAAAGCAGCGUGACUUGGCGGCCGUUGACUGUGGCCUCUCGUCUGCACGGCUGCGGACCAUGCAUCUGCGUAUCCGUACCUUGGUACGUACAACAGUAUUCCACAACUCGCUUUACCCGAUAUGAGAGAAAUUGGGCCGGUGGUCUGCUUCUCCUUCUCUCGUCCAACGGCUUGUCUUCUUCCCAUGCAAAGAGGGGGGAGAUGAGUUGGCUGUCGAUGAGGAGUCACAUUCAUUCCCGCCAGCAGGGAACCCUAGUCGGCAAGCACCCUGCUGGUUCCUCCGUCUUCAUUUUCCUCUUGAACAGAACCGUACUCUCGGGUUCCAAUAGGACGGGAUGCUGGGGCAUAAUCGUCCCCCUUAUCGAUGCCAACCGGCCCCCUACGACCCCCGUCUUGCUGACGGGACCAGAGGUGCACAGCUUACGGACUAAUACCAUGACACUGCGAUACAAAGAUACCCAGCUGAGCUUCCCCCCUAUUACUGAAUCCUGGAUGACGAGCGGCGUUACCUGCCAUCUACGAUCCAAUCGUCCACCAAUGGCCCCCGGUUCUACGGAGAACAAAUCCAAGGACCAGGUCUCUGUCGUUUCAUUAGGACGGGGGGGCAUAAUGCUUCUAGAAGACCAUGGUGUUGCGAGCUGACUUUCUGAAAAGGCAUGGAGCGCGCGGUGCCGGUCCUAUGAGCCGGCGAGUCCUACCUCCUGCGUUCUCUUUACCAGGUUUUCGUAGGGGAGGAGAUGAAAGGUGCGGCUGCGGCUGCGGCUGCGACUGCGGCUUUACUGCGGUCAUGGGCACAUGAAUCGACUUUUCCUCUUUCAUC